This is a messenger RNA of Oppia nitens, 1071 nucleotides long. Its product is annotated as dual specificity protein phosphatase 12-like. Lineage: Eukaryota; Metazoa; Arthropoda; Arachnida; Sarcoptiformes; Oppiidae. The coding region runs from base 1 to 1071 and encodes 356 amino acids. Gene Ontology annotation, molecular function: protein tyrosine/serine/threonine phosphatase activity. The record is from RefSeq and is a predicted model, not a curated record. Gene Ontology annotation, biological process: protein dephosphorylation. Gene Ontology annotation, cellular component: nucleus. The transcript has a single exon.
AUGUUUUUAAGACCUAUAGUGACCAUUGUGUCAAACAAACAGCUAAAAUAUAUUGAAAAGCAUUUGUAUUUGAGUGAUAGUAGGGCUGCAUUGGAUGAGUUGGAGCUCAAGAACUAUAACAUUGAGCGCAUCAUCUAUUUAUGUCCGGAAGACGACAAAGAUUUACCUCAUUUUUCUGGCAUUUAUUACAUGCGUUUGACUCUCAAUUGGCAACCGUUUGAACAGAUUAUCACAUACUUUGGUUACGUUCAUCAAUACAUACGAGAGGCGCAAACUUUUGAAGAAAAUCUAUUGAUCUGUUGUCCCGACGGCCAGACAUGGAGUGCAGCCAUUUGUGUCGCUUUUCUUAUGAAACGAUACAAUCUUUCGACCGACGGAGCAGUUGCCACACUAAUGGACUGUAAAUCAGAUGUUAAUUUGAAUCAAUUUCGGCUUCAACUGAACUUAUGGCAAUACACGGGACAUACUAUCAGAGCUGAUAACACAUGUAUCCGACAGUAUAUCUUUGAUCGUCUCAUCGAUAGAGUGAAAACUGCUCUUCCGUUGCCAUCAUUUGGUGGUCUAUCGCUCACCAAUAGUAUGACUAUUAGAAAAGCGUUGACAUUCAUGAAGUUGUUGAAUGAGAAGGAUUUCCAACAACGCCUGAUAAAAAUAUUUCUUCAUUAUUUAAGAAUCAUUGGAUUCAUUGAAGACAUGGAUCCCAACUUCAAACUGGAACCGAUUAUAUCGUGCAAAACAUGCGGCUCUGUAUUGGUGUGUCGGUCACAGAUUUUAACUGCGGGCGGAACGGAUGAUCUCAGUAUUCAUUGUUCAGAUAUUUAUGUUGAACUGACCCAAUGGAUCGCCAUAUCUAUGCUUAAAAAUAUCGCUAACGAUAUCACUGGCCAAUUGCUUUGUCCGAAUUGUAACCAACAGGUGGGCGACUAUGACUGGUGUCGCGAUGUUGACAGUUAUUGUCGCUGUCGGCGACACUUUGCCAUAAAACGAUUUCAGUUCUUCCGAAUUACUGACACCAACGUCAAUGUGUUACCAUCGAUGGUCAAUCAAUAUCGAGAUAAACAUCCCAAGUGA